This is a messenger RNA of Sclerotinia sclerotiorum 1980 UF-70, 2883 nucleotides long. RefSeq lists its product as hypothetical. The record is from RefSeq and is a predicted model, not a curated record. Gene Ontology annotation, molecular function: zinc ion binding; nucleic acid binding. Lineage: Eukaryota; Fungi; Ascomycota; Leotiomycetes; Helotiales; Sclerotiniaceae. The transcript has 2 exons. The coding region runs from base 1 to 2883 and encodes 960 amino acids.
AUGUCUUCCAAGACACCACAGCCUAGCAACCCCGCUACAACCAGUCAGGUCACCCCCGAAAGUACCGACAAGGACGGAGACAUUGCCAUGGGAGGUAUCGAAGACCCCAAGGAGAUUACCGUCACCGAGACUCUUAAAGUCGCCCUACCAGACCGAUUCACAGGCAAUCGACAAGAGCUAGAAACCUUCUUGCUCCAACUUGAGAUCUACUUCCAAUUCAAUCAGGAUAAGUUCAACCAUGACGCCGACAAAAGCGUCUGGGCUGCCUCCUACCUCAGAGGAGAAGCCGCCAAGUGGGUCCAGCCCUACCUCAAGGAUUACUUCACCAACUUGAGCGAGCCUAAGAAGCGAAUGUACCCAACUCAAACCAUCUUUGGGAGAUUCGAAGGUUUUAAGAAAGAAAUACGACGAGUAUUCGGGAACAUCAAUGAAUUACGUGACGCUGAGUCCAAGAUCUAUGGCCUCAAGCAAACAGGGUCAGCAGUUAAGUACGCUGUGGAAUUCAGGAGGUAUAUAGGUACCACUGGAUGGGAAGAAAACGCGAUGAUGAGCCAUUACCGGAAAGGGCUCAAGCCUGAAGUCAGGCUAGAACUGGAUCGCAAUUGCACUUGGGAAGACCUAAACGAGUUAAUCGAGGAAUCUAUUAAGGCGGAUGAGAUGCUCUAUGAGUAUCAGAAGGCACGCCGAUCUUCCAACUUUCAUGGAAACCGAGAUCGUGGUAAGUACCACAAGAAUGAAGGAAGACCUCGAGAAAUCAGACAAUCCUACGGAGAACCAAUGCAAUUGGAUGCAAAGUUUAAGAACAAACUACCCAAGGAAGAGGUAGAACGCAGACGCAAGGACAAGCUAUGCUUCGAAUGUGGCAAACCAGGCCAUCGGGCCAGGGAUUGCCGAAGCAAGAGAUCACCAGGAGGAGGUUAUCACAAGAAGUUCGGCAAAGGUCAACUCAAUGCCACCUUUGUACCCCAACUAUGCGCUUCAAAUCCAAUCGAAGACGAUAGUUACGAACGUGAAGAACGUCAAAAGGAAAUUGACGCAAUGUCACGAGACCAGGAAGGGUUGAAAGCCAUAGACCGAUACGAUCUGGAGCGUCUCCGAACCCCUUCACCUCCCCUUAUCAAGGAAGACCCGAAAGAAAUACCGUCGGUAGAACACGCGACGAUGAGCUGGAUAGCUUGCUACGAUGAAUCCUGCAGAAUUCACCUAUCAGAUAAGGAAGCCACAGGAUGGUUUCCCCAAAGAAAAGCAAAAGGACCCUACAAGAAGGGAAGGUCAGAAAAAAUAUCGUCACAUGGUCAUUUAAAUGGUCAGUUACACAAAAUUGACCAAAUUGACCAAAUUGACCACAACAAAGUUUUGGGUCAAGGACAAUUGAAUAUCGCAGGACAGGCAGGACAGAUUUACUGGGUUGCGAAGAUAAAAGGACAAAUAAUACGAGCCAUGAUCGAUUCAGGGGCUACGGGAAAUUUUAUUGCACCAAAAACUGCGAAGUACUUGGGAGUGCAACUUCAGACGAAACAAACCCCAUAUCAAUUGCAGCUGGUUGAUGGACAACUAGCCGGAUUGGACGGAAAGAUUUCGCAGGAAACACGCUCAGUACAGAUGAUCAUAGACCAACACAAGGAGAUCAUCCAAUUCGACGUCGUCCCAUUAGGAAAUCAAUCAAUCAUCCUAGGGAUGCCAUGGUUAAAAGCACACAACCUCCAGAUUGACUGGUUGUGGGAAACUGUAACAUUUCCAAACAAGAGCGAUCAACGAGAUACGCUAGAGCCUGCGAGGCUGAACAUACGCGGUGGAGAACUGAAGGCGAACAGCACCACUAACGUAGGACGCCCGGUCCAGGGUCUUCCAUUAACGGCGAAGGAAGGUGAACCUCCCGUACAAAUGAAGAAUAAGCAAAAGAAGCUGCUUAAAACCACCCCUGUAGAGAAACAGGACGAGACGCCAAUACCGGUACAGUACCAGAAGUACAAGAAACUAUUCGAAGAAAGAAAAGGCCAUGAAGCUUUACCAGAACAUAAGCCAUGGGAUCACGAGAUAGUAUUGGAGGAAGGCAAGAUGCCUCCAUUCGGACCAAUCUAUCCAAUUUCAGCCUCUGACCUAAGGACGCUUAGGAAUUACAUUGGCGACGCACUAGAAAAGGGAUGGAUCAGAGAAUCCACCUCACAAACAGCUAGCCCCGUGCUAUUUGUACCAAAGAAGGAUAGUACGAGGAGACUGUGCGUAGACUAUCACAAGCUCAAUGAUAUAACGAUCAAAGAUCGGUACCUACUUCCAUUAGCUACGGAACUGAGGGAUCGAUUGGGAAAAGCCAAGAUUUUCUCCAAGUUUGAUCUACGAAACGGAUUUCACCUCAUCAGAAUGAAGGAAGGUGAAGAAUGGAAAACAGCAUUCAGAACUAGAUACGGAUUAUACGAGUACCAAGUUAUGCCAUUCGGAUUGACAAACGCACCAGCAACAUAUCUUCAAUGCAAACCUAGCAAGUGUGAAUUUCACGUCACAGAAACGGAAUUCCUGGGCUACACUAUAUUCUCCGGAGGUCUCAAGAUGAGUCCUAACAAGGUAAAAGCAGUUAUGGAAUGGGAACCCCCAACCAGCGUGAAGGAAGUACAGUCCUUCCUGGGGUUCGCCAACUUUUACCGAAGAUUCAUCAAGAACUAUUCAAAGAUAGCCGCUCCAAUGACGGAGGUUACCAAGAAUAGUCAAGGGGAAUUCCGAUGGACGGAAACAGCGCAAGAAGCAUUCGAACGCCUUAAGCAAGCAUUCGCAGGAGAACCAGUUCUCAGGGCAUUCGACCCGGAACUACCAAUAAUCGUGGAGACGGACUCCUCAGACUACGCAAUAGGCGCAGUACUAAGCCAACCAGGCUUGAAUGAGAAAUAG